Engraulis encrasicolus (European anchovy) is the source of this 1579-nucleotide messenger RNA. Its product is annotated as E3 ubiquitin-protein ligase TRIM21-like. Gene Ontology annotation, biological process: protein ubiquitination. The record is from RefSeq and is a predicted model, not a curated record. Gene Ontology annotation, cellular component: cytoplasm. The transcript is spliced from 4 exons. Bases 114 to 686 code for a protein of 190 amino acids. NCBI's taxonomy places the organism in Eukaryota, Metazoa, Chordata, Actinopteri, Clupeiformes, Engraulidae. Gene Ontology annotation, molecular function: ubiquitin protein ligase activity; protein binding.
UGCAGCUCCAAUGCAGCACCACAGAAGAACAGUUGGAGACCAAGUUCAGUGCUGAGAGAGAGGAACUACAAAGACGUCUUGCUGAACAAGUGUUGUCCUCAGAAUCACAUGACAUGACAAACAUUAAACAACAUGCAGUGGAUGUGACCCUGGAUCCUGAUACAGCACAGCCCUAUCUCAACCUGUCUGCUGAUGGGAAACAAGUGAAGCAUGGAGACACACGACAGAAUCUCCCAGACACUCCAAAGAGGUUUAAUCAGAGUGAAAAUGUGUUGGGAAAAGAGGGCUUCUCCUCUGGAAAAUUCUACUAUGAGGUUCAGGUUAAGGGGAAGACUGCGUGGGUUAUAGGAGUGGUCAAGGAGUCUGUUGACAGGAAGGGACAUAUAUACCUGAAUCCUAGAUAUGGUCUCUGGACAAUAUGGCUGAGAGAUGGGACCUACACGGCUAAUGCAAAUCCCGCUCUUAACCUCUCUCUGAAGGGGAAGCUCCAAAGGGUGGGGGUGUUUGUGGACUAUGACGCAGGUCUGGUCUCAUUUUAUGAUGCAGAUUGCUGGAAGCAUGUCUACUCAUUUAGCAAAGCACCCUUCACUGAGAAAAUCUAUCCAUUCUUCAGCGCUGGUGGUAAUGAGGAAGGUAAUUCUGCCCCUCUUAUAAUCUCACCAGUUCAAGUCUGCCCCAUCAAGUAAAUAGGACAUGCAUCAAUACAAGUGUCACAUGCAAUAAUCAUGUUAAGUGUAUAGUAAUCAUGAAAGUGAUUUAUCUAUUGGAUUUAGCAAUGAUGGCUCAGACCAUGAUGGCACCAAUCCAAUUGUCAAUAUAUUGUACAGAAUGCACAAUGUCAGUAACAAAUAGGGUAAUUUCUCACUCAUCCAGAUGACAACUAUGGAGUUAUUGUGACACACUGCAUGCACCAUUAACAGCUGAUUUAUUCGAGGCUAUCUUGAUGAAUAUUAAGAUAGACAAUAAGAUAGACAAUUACCCUCAGUCUUUUUUUCAGGAAACUUUAAGUUCACAACACUGCAUCCGUGAGUAGAUAGUGAGUAGAUAGUAGCAACAUUGGGUGGGUCCUGCCAUGGCCAACCGGUAGGGCACUCGUCAGACGUGCGUCCGACCCGGGUUUGAUUCCCGGCCUGGGUCCUUUGCUGACACAUUCACAUUUCUCUCCCCAUUCGCUUCCAGGCUACUUCUCAAACUGUCCUGUCAAAUGUGGGUGGGCAGCCGUGGCCUAGUGGUUAGAGAGUUGGUCUUUCAAUCUAGGGGUUGCCGGUUCGGAUCCCCCCUGACCUCUCCCUACACCUCCAUCCAUGGCUGAAGUGCCCUUGCGCAAGGCACCUAACCCCACAUUGCUCCAGGGACUGUGACCAAUACCCUGAAAAAUAGUAGUUGUAAGUUGCUUUGAACAAAUGAAAGCGUCUGCUAAGUGAAAUGUAAUGUAAUAAUGUAAUGUAAUAAUGUCAAAUAAAGUCGUAAAAGACAAAGAAUCUAUCAAAAAAGAUAGUAACAUUUUUGCAAUCUCAAUAUAGCAUACUGUAUCCAAAUUACCUGCCAGCAUUAUUUGUUACAUAAUAAAUAUUGUAAA